CCGCCCAAAACCCUAAACACAUUCUCUCUCCCCUUCUGCCUCUCCUCUGCUUUCUCAAUCGCAGCUCAGGGCUCCGACAGGGAGUGUACUUCGAGCGACGAGGAGGAGGUGGGGGAGGAGGAGCAGGAGUUGACUGCUAGGGUUCCGCGAGGAUGGUGGGAGACAACGGGAAGAAGAUGAAGGUGGCGGAGAAAAGCGAGGAGGACAACCACCACAACUGCUCUGAGCUGCUAGACGGGGAGCUCGUCCUUUCCAUCGAGAAGCUCCAGGAGGUCCAGGAUGAGUUGGAGAAGAUCAAUGAGGAAGCUAGUGACAAGGUUUUGGAAGUGGAGCAGAAGUACAAUGAGAUACGCAAGCCUGUCUAUGAUCAGAGGAAUGAAAUCAUCAAGUCUAUCCCUGACUUUUGGUUAACUGCAUUUCUGAGCCAUCCUUCUCUUAGUGAACUUUUGACGGAGGAGGAUCAUAAGAUAUUCAAAUACCUAAGCUCCUUGGAAGUAGAGGACUCUAAAGAUGUGAAAUCGGGUUUCUCCAUAACCUUUCACUUCAACCUGAACCCGUAUUUUGAAGAUACAAAGCUCACAAAAACUUUUACCUUCCUUGAUGAAGGAACUACAAAGAUUACUGCCCCAUCAAUUAAGUGGAAGGAGGGCAUGGGGCUAGUUAAUGGAGUCAAUCAUAAGAAGAAAGGGAACAAGCGGCCGUUGUCUGAUGAAAGCUUCUUUCAGUGGUUUAAGGAUGAUGCUGCUCUUGAUGCCAUUAGUGAUGAGGUUGCCGAGAUUAUCAGGGAGGACUUGUGGGCGAAUCCCCUUACUUAUUUCAACAAUGAGGCUGAUGAGGAGCUUGAAAGUGAUGAAGAGGGAGGAGAGGGCGAUGAUGGUUCGGAAGAUGAUGACGCAGAUGAUGGUGAAGAAGGAGAUGAUGAGGAGGAUGAAGAUUAGAAGCGAACUGAAUGAAGCUUUCCUUAGAGCAUCGAAACCUCUACCGUGUUUCGAGAAUAGGCAUGUAAAGUGGGUCCAUAGCAGUCAGAUCUUAUCGAAAGUAAACUCUCAUACUAUUUUUGUGGUGGCUUAGAGAACCAAGUGGGGAACUACCAUACUUUUAGUCAGAGCCGGGCUUUUUCUCUAAUAGGUUGAAGCUAAUUAUUCUUCUGUUUUAUUGAGGUAUUUUGUCCUAUGACAUAGAUUUCUGUUGUUUCUUCCUGAAAUGUGCUUUCUUGGAUGAAGAUCUGGUCUUGCACCAAAGAAGAAGAUGAAUUUUAGUGUGA
Punica granatum (pomegranate) is the source of this 1264-nucleotide messenger RNA. NCBI's taxonomy places the organism in Eukaryota, Viridiplantae, Streptophyta, Magnoliopsida, Myrtales, Lythraceae. The record is from RefSeq and is a predicted model, not a curated record.